UACCUUUAAGCAGAAAAAAAAAUAGGAGAGAAAGAUAGAUAGAAAGAAAAAAGCUAAUGAGAUGGGUACAGUGUAAAAGAAAAGUAAUCCUAUCCAACUUGCAUGGUCUAGAUCCCUGCAGAAAAUGUUAGUGACCUUGUAAGACAGAAAUUUUUCCCUCAGGUACAGGGAUUCCUGCCCUCCUGCUGUCACUGACUGUUUCCAGCUAGAGCAGCUUCUGGGAGCCACACAGAGGGAGACGCUUAGAGAAAUGUAAUCAGUGGCAGCACUUCUGCUACCUCUGCAGUAUCUUAAAGUAGAAGGUGGGGGGAAGCCUUCACCAAAGUCCCUGGCCUUCAAUUAAAAAUUUCAUAUUGCUUUCCUCAUUAGUCUAAUCAUCUGCUAUAGCUAUUUCCAAGCUUACCCUGAAGGCCCUGCAGAGCAAUCCAAUUUCAAGGCCAGUGCAGUGCAGGCAGGAGCAGUGUUUCUGGGAGGAGCCGUGCUGGUGUUGACACAAGGAGCUCACUUAUCUGACAUUAGGCAUGUGAAUAAAACAAUGUUGGCACACCUUCUGGAAAGAGGAUUGCUCUAUGAAAAGAAGCUCUGUUGCACAGCAUUUCCCUGGUUGCCAAGACCAGAGUCACCUGUGAAGUGUCACUGGCACCAAAAUUACUCAAUUCUGGGAGAACCUCCUCAAUAUCAGGUCUUGAACAAGAGGCCAUACAAUUUCAUUCUCUUUGCUGACCAUCUCCAUCACUGUAACUAACUGGAAGGGUACAGUAGAAAUUUAAAGCAGCAGGAUCUAGCAGAAGUGAAAGUUUGGUACCCAUCUGCUCCACAACUUCAGCCCUUAAGCAUUUGCAGCAACUCAGAGUCAGCCACACUCCUUGAAAAUGAGCCUGUGAUCUUAUGAAUCUCCUGAUGUAGAAGCUGUAUUAUCUUAUUCUUGAUUUUCUUUUACUACUUCAGCUUAAUGUUCUGUGUCGGUGAAAGUACAAACAGGUCAUCAUGAAGAUGCUGGCAGUAGCUCUUGAGCACAGUGCAUGACUUUCACAAGGCAGUAAAACUUGUAGGGCAAUGAACAUUAUCUGUUUCUGUGCUAUUCUUCAUGCUAAUCUGGGCUAGGAUUGCACAACAUAGUCCCUUACCAAAGCUCUUAAUCUUAUAUUAUCUGCCCUGAAAAAAUCGUAGGCUUUUAUCUCUAUAUUUCUCUCUACUUCCCUGCAGUUCUUUUCCUCCACCAUUAAAAGUAAAAUCAGUCAUUUUUUUCUCCUAUGUAUCCCAUCAUUUUUAUUGUGUUUUUCAUAUCUUGCUUAUUAAGUAGUUACCCUAGGGAGACAUCUUUCUUAUUGGAACAUACAAAAAGCUAUAACUGCACUUAACAUUUGUGGGGAAGAGGAGGGACGAAGGGGCAAAGAAAACAAAUUUAGACUGAGGUCACAAAAAUAAAUGUGUAUGUUCAGUAAUAUGCCUCACAUCAACUCCACUUCUUUUUCUGUAAGCAAAAAUAUAUUCUUCCUUGUUUUCUGUUUAUUCUGCAAAUCAACUUACACUGUUAAAAAUAACAUACAUGGACAAAGUUGUUGUUUUAGAAGCAACAUCCAUAUGGCUGCUGCUGCUGUGGGGCAGGGGACAGACCAGACGACUUCAGACUGUGAUCUCACAGACCUGUGAUGGAGCCCUAGAUGGGGUUCUCAACAGGACAACAACACCAGAACUUUAGCUCUUUAGUUUCAGAAAUGCUCUCUUUUCUCACAUCCUGGAAAAGCUGUCUCUGAUACAGCCUGAGUGCAUACAAGGGAACAGCAAGAUGCCUCACACCAGAUACUCUUCAUCUCUGACCAGCAGCUCUUCCUAUGAAACACCGGCACUAUCAGACCUCCAGCAGCUCCUGUGGCUCAGAGGAGGAGCUGAUAAUCAUGUGGACCAAGUCUGGCCAAAUAUCUACCUGGGAGAUGAGUGGGCUGCCAGGAGCAAAACUACACUUCAAAGCCUCAACAUUACUCAUAUCCUUAAUGCAGCAGAUGGACCAUGUAGCAUCAACACGGGAGCCAAAUAUUAUGCAGAUCUGCAAAUAGAGUACUAUGGAGUAGAAGCAUUUGAUGAUCCUUCCUUCAAUAUAAGUGUCUUCUUCUAUGAUGCUGCCAAUUUCAUAGGCAAGGCCUUAAACUCUUCAGGAGGAAAGGUGUUAGUUCACUGUGCCAUGGGAGUGAGCCGCUCAGCAACUUUAGUGCUUGCCUUUUUAAUGAUCCAUGAAAACAUGACACUUGUGGAUGCUCUGAAGACAGUGAGUACUCGCAGAAACAUCUGCCCAAAUUCAGGGUUCCUCAGCCAGCUCCGGGACUUGGACAUUAAACUGAAUGAAGAGAGGAAAAGAACCAGAGCAUCUGCUAUCAGAGGCCUGUAAGAGAGUAUUGCUGCAAGAAAGUGGACAAAAUCUUGUUUGAGUUGCCGAUAUCACUUAUAGAUGAACUGCAUUUAUAAAUUUAGGACACAACUUUAUGAGGCACCACAUGCAUGCUAUUAAUAAAAGUAGACUUCGCUUGAUCUUUCAAUUGUGCAAAGCUUUCCUAGAUUUAUAUUUAUGAUUGGUUGUAUACUCUAUCCUUCACUCUCCACCUUAAAACAUUGCUGUCUGCUAGUUUAAAAGAAGGAAAAAAAAAAAAAAAA
Molecule: messenger RNA, 2649 nt
Organism: Parus major (Great Tit)
Lineage: Eukaryota; Metazoa; Chordata; Aves; Passeriformes; Paridae
Product: dual specificity protein phosphatase 13-like
Exons: 4
Coding region: 1790-2386 (198 amino acids)
Biological process (GO): negative regulation of MAPK cascade; protein dephosphorylation
Cellular component (GO): cytoplasm
Molecular function (GO): protein tyrosine/serine/threonine phosphatase activity; MAP kinase phosphatase activity
Source: RefSeq, a predicted model, not a curated record